Tyto alba (common barn owl) is the source of this 1243-nucleotide messenger RNA. RefSeq names its product retinal G protein coupled receptor (gene RGR). The record is from RefSeq and is a predicted model, not a curated record. Gene Ontology annotation, cellular component: membrane. NCBI's taxonomy places the organism in Eukaryota, Metazoa, Chordata, Aves, Strigiformes, Tytonidae. The transcript has 7 exons. Gene Ontology annotation, molecular function: G protein-coupled receptor activity. Gene Ontology annotation, biological process: G protein-coupled receptor signaling pathway; visual perception; phototransduction. The coding region runs from base 86 to 973 and encodes 295 amino acids.
AGUGGAAGAAGAGGAUCUGGAGAAAAGGCAGCCCUACAGCUAUAACAGGGCAGAGGUUAAAUCUGUUGGUAUUUUUAUUGCAAGUAUGGUCACUGCACACCCUCUCCCUGAAGGCUUCACUGAAUUAGAGGUGUUUGCCAUCGGCACUGCUCUGCUGGUAGAAGCCCUGCUUGGUUUCUGUCUGAAUGGCUUGACAAUUAUUUCUUUCCGAAAAAUCAAAGAACUCCGAACGCCCAGCAAUCUGCUGGUUCUCAGCAUUGCACUGGCCGACUGUGGGAUCUGCAUCAACGCAUUCAUUGCUGCCUUUUCCAGCUUCCUAAGAUACUGGCCCUAUGGCUCUGAAGGCUGCCAAAUUCAUGGAUUCCAGGGCUUCUUGACAGCACUAGCCAGUAUUAGCUCCAGCGCUGCAGUCGCCUGGGACCGGUAUCAUCACUACUGUACAAGGAGCAAGCUGCAGUGGAGCACAGCCAUCUCCAUGAUGGUGUUUGCGUGGCUGUUUGCUGCCUUUUGGUCCGUGAUGCCCUUGCUGGGGUGGGGAGAAUACGACUAUGAACCCCUCCGAACCUGCUGCACCCUGGACUACAGCAAAGGGGACAGAAACUAUAUCACAUUCCUUUUUGCUCUGUCCAUUUUCAAUUUCAUGAUCCCAGGCUUCAUCAUGAUGAUGGCCUAUCAGUCUGUACACCAGAAGUUCAAGAAAAGUGGGCACUAUAAGUUUAAUACUGGCUUACCAUUGAAGACGCUGGUCAUUUGCUGGGGUCCCUAUUGCCUUUUAUGCUUCUACGCAGCAGUUGAAAAUGUGAUGUUCAUUUCACCAAAAUACCGCAUGAUUCCUGCCGUUAUUGCCAAGACUGUGCCAACAGUGGAUGCCUUCGUAUAUGCCCUGGGGAAUGAGAACUACAGAGGAGGAAUAUGGCAGUUCCUCACAGGACAGAAGAAUGAGAAAGCAGAGGUUGAUAACAAAACUAAAUAACCCAUUACAGCAUUAAGCAAAAUUAAUGCAGGCACAUCACUGAAAGCAAAACGCUAGAGGAAACUGUGCAUUCUCUGGUAUGUAUGUGCAAAGGUGGUUCCACAUUGGAAAGGCUGUGCACUGGCUACAAGCAAAGAAGUACUGAAAGAAUGCCCUCCAGAUAACUGUCCAAACCAUCAUGAGCUGCUUGUCAAACAAGCUGCCUUAAACCUGUAUUGAGUGUCAUCAGUCUCAUUUUAUAUGUCACUGCAAAUAAAUUAUGUGCUGAAA